AUGACUUUCCUUCCAAAGUGGUUAGCUUUUCUAAAAGGCAAAGAGGUUGUUAUUGCUAACGCUAUAAUUGCAAUGGUAACAAUUGGUGGGCAGCAGCUUUUCUCUUUUUUUACAUUCAGCUGUCCCUGUCAUGUUGGGCAGAACCUUAUCUAUGGGCUGGCUUUCCUUGGAGUUCCUGCACUUAUCCUUCUGAUAGUUGGCUAUGCGCUGAAUAACCAGACUUGGAGGCUGGUUACAGGCAAAAGGUCUCUUGAGGGACAGGCUGCACCAAGCCAACCACUGCAAUGCAAACUGGUCUGUUUUGUCUUAUGCAGCAUCACUGGAAGAGCACUGGUUGCUCCAGUAACCUGGCUGGCAGUCACCCUGAUAAAUGGUUCCUAUUAUGUGUGUGCUGUGAGUGAGUAUGUCCCUGUGCAUUAUUAUGAAGCUAAUCCUAAUAUUACUGCCAGUGAACAUAGAAGGAUACUGGCUGUGUUUCCAUGCAGUCAGUUAGUUCCUCCAGAGCUGACCCGGGCAAGAGAUGAAGUUGUUCUCCUACUCCGAUACCAGUCACAAGUGGCUGGCUGGCUCCUGAUUGCUGUGGUAGUCAUCACUGUCUUCCUGUCUUACUGUCUGGCAAGCUGCUUCUCCCCACUCAGCUUUCUACAUUUCAAAUACUGGAGCAGCUAUGUCCACAAUGAGCAGGAGCUCUUUGAUGAAGCAACAGACCAGCACUCCAGGCUCUAUGCCAUGCAGCAUGUAAGGAAGUUCUUUGGCUUUGCCCCAGGGAGUGAAAAUGUAAAGGAAAUCCGUAUCCCAUCUCUCAAGGAGUGGCAAGCCAUUUCUGGACUGGCCUUUCUGAAACGAGUGGAUGCAGAGCACUAUGACUACAGUCUCCUCCACGACUGGGCACUCAAGGGGUCUGCAAAUGGGAAAUACUUGAAGACUGAUGAAGACACUGUAAUCAGAACACAGGUCUGA
Messenger RNA from Melopsittacus undulatus (budgerigar), 960 nucleotides. RefSeq names its product calcium homeostasis modulator family member 4 (gene CALHM4). The record is from RefSeq and is a predicted model, not a curated record. The transcript is spliced from 2 exons. Gene Ontology annotation, molecular function: monoatomic cation channel activity. Lineage: Eukaryota; Metazoa; Chordata; Aves; Psittaciformes; Psittaculidae. Gene Ontology annotation, cellular component: plasma membrane. The coding region runs from base 1 to 960 and encodes 319 amino acids.